AUGGCGAUAAAUGGGAACAGAGUAUUCGUCCAAAAUGACCUUUGCAAGCAGGUAUCUGAAGUCAGAUCCUACGGAAGCCUUGGAGGGACACAACACUUAAAGGAACAGAGCAACACGUUUCAACCUGCUAAGGGUCUUUUUCAAGCUGUGCUUUUCCACAGAUACAGAGACCUUGCUCCACAACUUGUUCCUGAUGACUACACAAAUAAGCCAGAUGUAAGGAUCCCUUACGAACUCAUCGGCAGUAUGCCGGAACUUAAGGAUAAUCCUUUUCGCCAGAGAAUUGCCGAGGUUUUUUCAGAGGAUGGUGAAGGAAACAUGACUUUAGAUGACUUCUUAGAUAUGUUUUCAGUGCUCAGUGAAAUGGCACCUAGAGAUCUUAAAGCAUACUAUGCUUUUAAAAUAUAUGAUUUUAAUAAUGAUGAUUACAUAUGUAAAUCAGACCUUGAAAAGACACUUAACAAGCUUACCCGAAAUGAGCUGACCCCAGAGGAAGUGUGUCUGGUAUGUGAGAAGGUAAUUGACGAAGCGGAUGUUGAUAAUGAUGGAAAACUCUCACUGGAAGAUUUUCAGCACAUGAUCGUUAGGGCUCCAGAUUUUCUCAGCACUUUUCAUAUCCGGAUUUAA
Messenger RNA from Bombina bombina (fire-bellied toad), 627 nucleotides. Its product is annotated as calcium and integrin-binding family member 3-like. Gene Ontology annotation, molecular function: calcium ion binding. The record is from RefSeq and is a predicted model, not a curated record. NCBI's taxonomy places the organism in Eukaryota, Metazoa, Chordata, Amphibia, Anura, Bombinatoridae. The transcript is spliced from 5 exons. The coding region runs from base 1 to 627 and encodes 208 amino acids.